UCCUCCUCUCUCUCUCUCUCUCUCUCUCUGCAUGGCCUGGCCACCACUCUAAACCCAAAUGGAAAAUGUCCCUCAGAGAACCCACUCCUUUCCUGGUAACCUCCUUCGUAAAAAUGACCAUGAAAAACCAGAAAUCAUGUCGGAGGGCCGCUAUGACUCACCUAAAAACCGCCAUGACUUGGAUUUAGACCAAAUUCCUGCGGUCUCCACCACCCCUGAAACCCCUCACUGUGAGGAUCUCGACAGCUUCACCUCUGAUCUUGAAAGUUUCUUGGCUUCGAUAGCUGGAAAAGAUCAGAAACCGGAGCCACCGGCGUGUGUUGAAAGUUUCAGUGAGAAACUCUCUGGGAAAAUCUUGAAAUGGGAGUCCGGUGAUCGGUUAAAUUGGUUUUCUGGCGAUGAUUCUGGGCAAUUCCUUGAAUCGAUUGAUCUCGUAUGGCGACUUUCUCAGGCUCUCCCUGAGCAUCAGAAACUUGCUGUCGUCCUCCAACAAUCAAUGGCAUUCUUGGAGGAAGAGCUCCGGUCACUUCUUGAAGAUUCUAAUGAUUUGGAGUCUGAUAAUGAUCGUUAUGUCAUUCCUCAUCCACUGGAAAAUGAUUCUCCGGUGAAGUCUGGGAAAGAUUCCAGUGAUGAAAAACAGGAAGAUUCCAGCGAUCAAAAACAUGUUUCUGAUCAGAUUCCGGCUGUUUUUGAUGCAUACUCACCAGAAAAUUUGGCUUUGAUAUCAAGGAUUGCCAGAAUAAUGAUCAAAGCGGGUUAUGAGACUGAGUGUCUACAAGUGUUUAGCAUAGCAAGGCGGAAGCUGUUCGAAGGUAGUCUGGCAAAAUUAGGAUUUGAGCGAAUCAGUAUUGAAGACGUGCAGAAGAUGCAGUGGGAGACACUGGAGACCGAGAUCGGGAAAUGGAUGAAAGCUUUUCGCCGAAUCGUUACCUUCUAUUUCCCAUCAGAGCAGAGGCUCUGUGAAGAGGUGUUUGGGAAAGGUGCAAUGGCUGAUUCUCUAUUCCAAAACUUGGCUAGAGGUGUGGUGAUCCAGCUUCUCAAUUUUGCAGAAGCUGUCGCCAUGAGCAAGCGAUCUGCAGAGAAACUGUUCAAGUUUCUAGAUAUGUAUGAGACUCUCAGGGAUGUGGCUUCUUCGAUAGCCAGUGGCCUCUGUUGGACCGAACUGUGUGUGGAGAUCGAGUCUGCGCGCUCUCGACUGGGAGAUGCAGCAGUUGGCAUUUUUGCAGAGCUCGAGAGUGCAAUUCAUGGUGAUGCUGCACGGACUCCAGUACCUGGAGGUGCAGUGCAUCCGCUCACUCGCUACGUAAUGAACUAUUUGAAGCUCACCUGCGAGUAUAAGGAACCACUGGAACAGGUGUUCUUGGAACACCGAGUAACUGCUGCAUCCCCUAAAAAAGAGCAGAAGAAUUCACCGGAAAUGUCGCCUCUGGGUUUGCAGCUUGCAGGGAUUAUGGACCUCCUCGAUAAGAACCUCGAGGCCAAGUCCAAGCUCUACAAGGACUUGUCUCUGAGCUAUGUCUUCCUCAUGAACAAUGGCCGUUACAUAGUCCAGAAGAUCAAAGACUCAGAGAUUUACGCCCUUCUCGGCGACGUCUGGUGCAGGAAGAGGAGCUCCGAGCUUCGCCAUUACCACAAGAGCUACCAGAGAGAGACGUGGACAAAGGUCCUCGCCUGCUUGAAAGACGAGGGUCUUCAUGCUAAGGGCAACUUCUCUUCAGGGGUUUCAAAGGCUGCUUUAAAAGAGAGAUUCAAGCAAUUUAACACACAGUUUGAAGAGAUUCACAAGACACAGUCUUCAUGGAUUGUGAGCGAUGAACAGUUGCAGAGUGAGCUCAGAAUUGCUGUUUCUUCUGUUGUGAUUCCUGCUUAUAGAUCCUUUUUGGGGAGAUUCAGUCAAUAUUUAGAUGGAGGAAGGCAAGCUGAUAAGUAUAUCAAGUAUGGGCCUGAAGAGCUUGAAGCUUGCAUAGAUGACUUAUUUGAGGGGACCCCUCCUUCAAUGAUAAAGAGGAAAGGUUGAAUUGAGUGCAUGCAUUUUUUAGGGCAAAGAUUGUUGGUUGGUAUUUUGUUGAUUUUUGCAUGGUCAGGGCAAAGGUCCUUUGUGUUUACUUGUUAACUCUGUAUUAUUUGUGGAGGGCUAUUGAGACUGGCCUAGUUUAGGUCGGAAUUUU
Molecule: messenger RNA, 2168 nt
Organism: Amborella trichopoda
Lineage: Eukaryota; Viridiplantae; Streptophyta; Magnoliopsida; Amborellales; Amborellaceae
Gene: EXO70C1
Product: exocyst subunit exo70 family protein C1
Biological process (GO): exocytosis
Cellular component (GO): exocyst
Molecular function (GO): phosphatidylinositol-4,5-bisphosphate binding
Source: RefSeq, a predicted model, not a curated record